Messenger RNA from Nannospalax galili (Upper Galilee mountains blind mole rat), 963 nucleotides. RefSeq names its product olfactory receptor 1361-like. NCBI's taxonomy places the organism in Eukaryota, Metazoa, Chordata, Mammalia, Rodentia, Spalacidae. Gene Ontology annotation, molecular function: G protein-coupled receptor activity; olfactory receptor activity. The coding region runs from base 1 to 963 and encodes 320 amino acids. Gene Ontology annotation, cellular component: membrane. Gene Ontology annotation, biological process: G protein-coupled receptor signaling pathway. The record is from RefSeq and is a predicted model, not a curated record. The transcript has a single exon.
AUGGAUGGCGUCAAUCAGACGACAGUCAUGGAAUUCCUCCUCCUGGGACUCACUGGGCAGUCAGACCAGGAAGAGGUUCUCUUUGGGCUGUUCUUGGGGAUGUUCAUGGUCACCAUCCUUGGGAACCUCAUCAUCAUCCUGGCCAUUGGCUGUGACGCUCAUCUCCACUCACCCAUGUACUUCUUCUUGGCCAACCUCUCAACUGUUGACAUUAGCGCCUCAUCAGUCAUAGUCCCCAAGAUGCUGGUGAAUCAUGUCAUGGGAAGUAAGUCCAUCUCUUACACAGAGUGUAUGGUCCAGAUCUAUUUCUUCAUCACCUUCAGCAACAUGGAUGGCUUCCUCCUGAGCGUGAUGGCCUAUGACCGCUAUGUUGCCAUUUGUCACCCUCUCCACUACACCAUGAUCAUGAGGCCCAGACUCUGUGUCCUUCUGGUGUCCAUAUCCUGGGUCAUUACCAACCUGCAUGCUCUCUUGCACACUGUCCUCAUGGUUCGACUCACCUUUUGUUCCCAGAAUGCUGUGCGCCACUUCUUCUGUGACCCCUACCCCAUCCUGAAGCUCUCUUGUUCUGACACCUUUAUCAAUGACUUGAUGGUCUUCACUGUGGGUGGGGUGAUAUUUCUGACACCAUUCACAUGUAUUGUUGUUUCCUACAUUUACAUCUUCUCUAAUGUUCUGAAGUUACAAUCUUCCCGGGGUAUGAAGAAAGCCUUGUCCACAUGUGGGUCUCACCUCACUGUGGUCUCCCUCUUCUAUGGGGCCAUCCUGGGCAUCUAUAUGCACCCGUCAUCCACCUACUCAGUACAGGACACGGUGGCCACUGUCAUCUUCACAGUGGUGACACCCAUGCUCAAUCCCUUCAUCUACAGCCUGAGGAAUCGAGACAUUAAAGGAGCCCUGAGGAAGAUAAUUCUCAGAUUCACCUCUAUGGACCUCUUCCCCCAAAGACACAAUGACAGCUAA